UCUGGUAACUGGUACAGCAUAGAUUACCCCUCUCUCCCUCUCUAUCGUCUACUCACCACUCUCGUUUCACUGAAAUAUCAUCGGAAAACCAGUGAAAGAAUGGCGGAUAAAGGCAAAAUAAAGACUGACAGUUCUUCGGCACGGAAACGGAACGGCGACGAUAAGUCUGGUAAACGGAAAACCACCACCAGUGACCUGGAAUUUAUCGACGAUGUUUCUAAAAUCGAGGAGAGCGGCUCUAGCGAGGAGGAUGACGAGAUAAACAGUAUAUUAGUGAAGACCGCAACCGGUAAGACUUUUUCUCUUGAAGUCAAAGACUCAGACACAAUCGGCAAUGUGAAAGUCAAGAUCCAGGCUAAAGAACAUAUCCCCUUUGACCAGCAGGAACUGGUUUUGUACGAGAUGGUUCUUAAUAACAUGGAAACCCUUGCUAACCUGUGCAUCGAGAAGGAUUCAACUCUCACUCUUAUGUCCAAGUUAUCUGCAUUCAUACACAUAAGCAUUACAACUCUCCAUGGUAAGCCCAUUAUCCAUUCUCUCAAAGUCAGACCCUCGGACACAAUCAGUUAUGUGAAAGACAAGGUGUGUCGUUCUGAAGACGUUCUGAUCUUCAAUGAAAAUGCCCUUGAAGAUAGCGGUACGCUUGCUGACUUCCACAUCUUCAAUGGGUCCACCCUCAAACUCAUUCGUAAAUCAUCAGGAUUCAUGGAAAUAUUUGUGGAAACUUUAAAGGGAAAUACCAUCUCUUUGUCAGUUGAACCCACAUACACCAUAGCCAAUGUAAAGUCGAAGAUCGAGGAUGAGGAAUGUAUUCCUGUUGAUGAGCAGGCGUUGGUCUUCAACCAAAUGGUUCUCGAUGACAGUGGUACCCUUUUCGACUUCCACAUCAAGAAUAACUCGACCCUCAGAGUUAUGCGCAAGUCAAAGGGAUCUGUGAAGAAAACCAUUCAAAUAUUCAUCAAGACUCCUACUGGAGAAACGCUUGCACAGGAAGUCAACUCCUCGGAUACCAUCGCAAACAUAAAAGCCAAAAUCCAGAAUAAGGUAUGCAUCCCCUGUGACGAACAGGCGUUGAUUUUCGAUGAUGUUGUUCUCGACAACAUCAGUACGCUUGCUGAGUUUCGUAUCUUCAAGGAAUCCAUGCUCACGCUCAUGCGUAUAUCAAGGGGAUUUAUGCGCUUAUUCAUCAAGACCUUGACUGGAAAGACCAUUACUCUUGAAGUGAAACCUUCAGCCACCAUCCGAGAUGUGAAAUCCAAGAUCUGUGAUACGGAAGGUAUUCCCGUAUACCAGCAGCGCCUCGUCUUUAAGGGAAACGAGUUGGAUGAUGGCCCUACUCUCUCCGACUACAAUAUCCACAAUGAUGCAACCGUUGCUCUUAUUUUAAGAUUAUGAGCCUAGAUUAGACCAGCAUAUCUUAUGAUCUCUUAUUAUACUAACAUAUGACGCAUUAUGUCUUUUGAUGUGGUUAUGAUACUAACAGAUGAUGCAUUAUGUCUUUUGAUGUGGUUAUGAGAUGAUGCAUUAUGUCUUUU
Helianthus annuus (common sunflower) is the source of this 1535-nucleotide messenger RNA. RefSeq names its product polyubiquitin-B. Gene Ontology annotation, biological process: modification-dependent protein catabolic process; protein ubiquitination. The record is from RefSeq and is a predicted model, not a curated record. The transcript has 2 exons. Gene Ontology annotation, cellular component: nucleus; cytoplasm. The coding region runs from base 100 to 1395 and encodes 431 amino acids. Gene Ontology annotation, molecular function: ubiquitin protein ligase binding; protein tag activity. NCBI's taxonomy places the organism in Eukaryota, Viridiplantae, Streptophyta, Magnoliopsida, Asterales, Asteraceae.